Messenger RNA from Aureobasidium musti, 918 nucleotides. NCBI's taxonomy places the organism in Eukaryota, Fungi, Ascomycota, Dothideomycetes, Dothideales, Saccotheciaceae. The record is from the annotation of a GenBank genome assembly.
CAUCUGGCUCAUGACUUAUUACAUACCCUGGCAGAUCUCGACAAAGGGGAUAAGCUCCUUGCGGUCAGCUCCCUACUUAGAAGCACUGAUUCAACGACUGAAAAUCCAGUGAAGCAUCCCAUAGGGCUGGCGGCUGUGGUUGUUCUGCAGUGGUCAUUAGUGUAUCUGAUUCGCCAAAUGGUAUUGCGGACAGCAGGGACCUUGAUGCUAGAGACCAAGACACGAGGCCGUCAGGACCAAGACUCGUAUAAGCUUUCCGGCCACGCCAAUCUAGGAUAUAUCCGCCAUGCCCUUGCUUCUCCUAGAAGAUUGCGCAGAGAUGUUGUUCUGGGUGUCACAUACAACAUGCUGUUCCUGCUGUUAAACAGCUUACUUUCGAGCAUCUCAUCUUCGUUGACUUGGGAAUUGAUCUCUCAAGUCAUUGUGGGUCUGCUUCUAGCAAAUCUGCAUCUUCGCUGGACUUGCAUCAUUCUCUCAAGAAAGCCAACACGAACAAGGAUCAUCUCAUUUCCAAGCCGAGAGCUGAUACUGCCAUCAAUGGUGCAUAUACUUGCUCAACAAGCAACAGCAAGACUACCUGUUCACCUCAGCGAGACGAUUUCUAAGCUGCACUUGGAUAAUCUUGUGGGUAUCGCUGUUGCAGACGCUAUCAUUCUAGCCACGACUUUUGGUAUACGACUGCUUGCUCUCUAUCCUGCUUUCGCUGCUCGAGUGUUGAUGGAAACAAGGUGGAUAACAGAAAGAGUACCUACUGACAGCACAAGAAGACUGGAGCUUGGAUCGAAGGCAUAUGGCGAGGCUGUGAAAUUAUGCUUCAGAAGGACUACGCUUAGCUUCGGAUUGCUGCACUUGCAAAUGGUUUCGGUGCUUGUGGUCUUUGAGCUGAUCAUGACGCCUAUUCUCUACAGAACGGUAUUC